Hemibagrus wyckioides is the source of this 2985-nucleotide messenger RNA. RefSeq names its product zinc-binding protein A33-like. The transcript is spliced from 6 exons. Bases 30 to 1454 code for a protein of 474 amino acids. The record is from RefSeq and is a predicted model, not a curated record. NCBI's taxonomy places the organism in Eukaryota, Metazoa, Chordata, Actinopteri, Siluriformes, Bagridae. Gene Ontology annotation, molecular function: zinc ion binding; protein binding.
GUGAGUAGUUUGUUGAUGUUCUUCUCGCUAUGGCGUCCAAACGCUCCUUCUCUGAGGACGACUUCACGUGCCCCGUGUGCUGUGAUGUCUUUAAGGAGCCCGUGCUCCUGUCCUGCGGUCACAGCGCGUGCAGCAGCUGCGUCCAUCGGUACUGGGAAACAAAAGGCUGCCAAGAGUGUCCGCUUUGCAGGAAACGAUCGACGGCAAACCCUCCGAUUAACUUGGCUCUGAAAAACCUGUGUCAGGCCUUUAUGAAGGUCCGAGGAGAUCCAGAGACACUCUGCGACAUGCACAGGGAGAAGCUGAAACUCUACUGUGUGAAUGACGGACAUGCCGCGUGCUUGCUCUGUCGAGAUUCCGGCAAACAUAAACAACACUGCUUCAUCCCCGUCGAUGAAGCGGCUUCUGAUCUAAAGGGUAUUCUUAUGAGUUCAGUGAAUACCUUGAAAAUGAAAAUGAAGAGCCUCCAAGAUGCCCAGUUUCACUGUCACCGAAACGUAGCUCACAUAAAGCAACAAGCAGAGUACAUAAGGAAUCAGAUAAAGGAGGAGUUUAAGAAACUUCGUCAGUUUCUGCAAAAGGAGAAUAAAGCCAUGAUGAAUCAGCUGAAGAAGGAGGAGCAGCAGAAGACAAAUAGCCUGGAAAGCAAAAUAGAACAAAUGAAUCAAGAGAUCAUGACGCUCUCAGACACUAUUAAAGACAUAAGUAAUGAACUUGAAUCGGAAGACAUCAAAUUCCUCAAGAACUUUGAUAAGUCUUUGGAAAAAACUGAGUACAAAGAUUUCGAUCCAACUGUGGCCUCUGGUGAAGUUAUUGAUGUUGCAAUGUACGUGGGAAAUCUUCAGUUCAACCUUUGGAACAAAAUGCAGAACAUCAUUAAAUACACUCCUGUUAUUUUGGAUCCAAACACGGCUCACUCGCAACUCAUCCUGUCUCCAGAUCUGACCAGUGUGAGAGACGGUGAUGAUGACUGCGAAGACAAGGCUGACAAACCCAGAGCACCAGUUUUGGACACUCCUGAGAGGUUUAGGAGUUUGUGUGUGCUGGGUUCUGAGGGCUUCUCUUCAGGGCUGCACUGUUGGGAUGUUGAUGUGGGAAACAGCACCUUCUGGAUGCUCGGAGUGACUACUGAGUCUGUGCAGAGAAAAAAACCCAGUGUUUUUCCCAGUGGAGCUUGGGGUAUUGGGUAUGACGGUCAAAAGCUGUCUGCUCGGUCCCCUUGGGGUGUGUAUACUCCUCUCCCUUUGGAUGCCAAACCCCAGAAGAUCAGAAUCCGUCUGGACAUGGAUUUAGAGGAAGUCUGGUUCAUAGAUCCUGGCAGUAAUGCAGUUAUCCACAUGUUCUCGCACCACUUCACUGAGAAGGUCUUUCCAUUCUUCCACAGCAUGUGCAGUCUAUCUCCUCUGAAAAUCCUGCCUCUUCAGCCUUUUGUGGUGCUGGGAGACAUCCCUUAACGCUCUGGUUUCCAAACUGUACUCCAUAUUUAACGUUAUGUAUUUAUUCUGUUGAAGCAAUUUGAAGAACAAGAGAAUUAGUUCAGAGUACAGUCUGAAAACCUGUGUGAUGAUGGGGAAAAAGACGUUGAUAUUGAUGUAGCGAGUAGUAUGGAGCGUCGAUACAGUUUUUCUAGCCCUUUCAAAAUGAUGAAGCUGUUAAACAGGACAUAAUGUGUGAAGUGAUUGCUCAUACUUUACUCAUUACUCAAGUCGUAAUGCUUUUACACUUUAAAACGUUGAUCGUUUACAUCUCGUGUUCUGCUUUGAACAGUUUGUGUUAUUAAUCAGCUAACUCAGGUAACUUUCUCUUUCACUUUUCAUCCUGGUUUUCCCCUAAUUCUUUGUCAUUAUUCUUAGUGAGUAUGUAAAAUACUAAGCCAAUGUUUUUCCAUUCUGAUGCGAUGAUUUGUUCAAAUGUCAGCACUUACUGGCAAAUCACAGUGUGGAAUGACUAUGAUUAUUGUAGAGAUACUUUAUUAUAAUGGCUUAUAAGGCAUGACUGAUUUGUUGUGAUGGCCUUGACUGUGAUCCAAACUUGAGUUUUGACACAAACUGAGAGUUCUUAGAAACACAAGUGAAUACGGUGAAGCUUUAUUGAAACAUGAAUAAGACAAGGGGUAUUACAGUAAUCCACCUCUUAAAUAGACGCCUGGAAAUCGCUAUUGAUAAGGAAAUUAAAAUCCCUUGAAUAUAUAUAUUUAUUUUUGUAACCAUGUUUUAUAAAGCCCUGCUUGAACUGGAUCUGUUUUACCUGGAAUCCAAGUGAUUAUAAAAGAGUCGAGUGUAGAAUGUAGCAUAACCUGUACAUUAUUUUUGGCUCUUAUGUUUACCUCUGGACUGUCAGUUUGAGUACUGUACAUACACACUUAUUCAUUCGAACAUCUAAUUUGUUUUAGAUUUAUGAUUUCAUUAUUUAUUUAAACAUUCUUUAGUUUUAUUAUCUGUAUUUUCCAUAUGAGCCAUAUAGUAUUCAAUUUUAGUUAUGUUUCUCACUCUGUGUAUUUCUUCCUGCACAUCACUGCAAAGUAGGAAGGUGUAUAAUUUAGCUGUAGAAGCCUUGCAUAAGAGAUGCAUAUAAGAUAUGAGUAACAUGAAGGUACACCUUUAGUAGCUCUCUGAAAGUGAAUUUCUUGUGAUUAGCCUACGAACGAAUAUGAAACAUUUUGAGAAGUGCUCCAAAAUCCCGUUGCAAACGUCUCCAACCUUCUUAGUGGACGAAUGCUGAUGGAGAAGUGCUCCUUCAGGGAAAUUUUAAAUGGAGGGUGCCAAUAAUUAUGAAACAAGUGCUUUUAAACAAACAAAAAAAUGCAUUGCUUCAGAAAUAUAUUGUCUUAGAACUAGGUGACAUUUCCAUAGGCUGAAAGAAUUACUAAUUGCAAGUGUAACUGAUAAUUUAGAUAUUUUUAUAUAGAUAUUUUAUAUAUAUUGUUCAUUUUUAUGAAGGGUGUCAGUCAUCACUGUACAUCUGAUCUAUGGGUUGAAAGUAAGC